AUAUCAAUCCAGACUAACUAUCGAGCCCAGAGUGUCAUAGGUCGCUUACUUCCUCGAAGACUUCAGUGUUUACCAAUUGUAACAUUUCGUCCGUGUUGAAUAGAAAUAUAUCCAAUGAAUUAUUAUUGAUUGCAAAACGACAAUAAGCCAGGAAAUAUGGGCUCUCGAAGGUGGUUUCAUGGUCGUAUCACAGGCCACGAUGCCGAGCGACUUCUUUUAGAGAGAGGUUUCGAUGGUAGCUUUUUGGUACGGCCAAGUCAAAGUAACCCGGGCGAUUUUACCUUGUCUGUUAGACGUGGGGAUGAAGUAACACACAUUAAGAUCCAAAACAGUGGGGAUUUCUAUGAUUUAUAUGGUGGCGAAACGUUUGCCACCCUUUCGGAACUGGUUUUGUAUUACACUGAAUCACGAGGACAACUAAGAGAAAAAACUGGUGAAACCAUCAAUCUAAAAUAUCCACUUAACUCAACAGAUCCUACAACAGAAAGGUGGUUUCAUGGCCAUAUCUCUAGCCGAGAAGCAGAGACGGUGAUGCUUGAUAAAGGCAAAAAUGGCAGCUUUCUUGUUCGUGAAAGUCAAAGUAAACCAGGGGAUUUUGUCUUAACUGUUCGCAUCGAUGAUAACGUCACACAUGUAAAAAUUCGCUUCGAUGGCUCUCACUAUGACGUCGGUGGUGGGGAGAAGUUUUUCAGCCUAAAAGAUCUUGUUGAGCAUUAUAAGAAGAGUCCCAUGGUGGAAAAGAGUGGUCGCGUUGUUCAGCUUAGAGUGCCAUACAAUGCUACCAGAAUCAACGCCUCGAGUAUCGAAGACAGAGUUAGUGAAUUGUCCAAAGAUAAUGGAAAUGUGGACGGCAAAGGAGGAUUCUGGGAAGAAUUUGAAAAUCUCCAGCAACAAGAGUGCAAGCACUUGUAUAAAAGAGAUGAAGGAAGAAAACCUCAAAAUAAGUCUAAAAAUCGAUACAAGAAUAUUCUUCCUUUUGAUCAUAGCCGUGUGGUGCUUUCUCUCCAAAACGAAGAAGGUCACGACUACAUUAACGCAAACUACAUCAAUGGCUUACUCGAUGGCCAAGAAAAACGAUACAUUGCAACGCAAGGUUGUCUACCUGUUACAGUCAACGACUUUUGGGCGAUGAUAUGGCAAGAUAACUGUCGUGUGAUUGUCAUGACAACCAAGGAAGUCGAAAGGGGUCGAACAAAAUGUACCCGUUAUUGGCCAGAUGAUAAACAAAUGAUCAAAAUUUAUGGAAAAUUCAGCGUGAUGUUAAAAGAGGAAGAACACACAGCAAACUAUAUUUUCAGAGAAAUGAAAGUUUGGCCAGAGGCGACGCAAAGUGUUGAACCACGAAGUGUAUAUCAGUUUCAUUACAUGGGAUGGCCUGAUCAUGGUGUACCUGAUGAUCCUAGCUCCGUCCUGAAUAUCCUCGAUGAUGUUAACCUCAAACAGGAUCAUAUUCAAGGCGCAGGACCAAUCGUUGUACAUUGCAGUGCUGGCAUUGGUAGGACUGGUACGUUCAUUGUCAUAGAUAUGUUGAUACAUAUUCUCAAGGAGCAAGGCUUAAACAGUGAAAUUGAUAUCAAACAAGCCAUAUUAAACGUAAGGGCGCAGAGGUCAGGAAUGGUACAGACAGAGGCUCAAUAUAAGUUCAUAUACAUUGCACUGCAGUAUCAUAUUUCUUCUGAGAAUAUUCGCCUGGCUGGUCGUUCUCAACUAGACCUCUCUCAGCUACACGUCAGUUCCUUUGAUAACGAAGAACCAACUCCUCCAAUACCAGUCCGUAGCUUUCCAAGGGGCUCAAACAGGAAAAAUAGCGGUCGCUCUCAAUUUCCUCGACCAACUCAACCACCUCCCGCGUCUGUGUCUGAGACUGUGAACGGUUCCCAGACUCACAAUGGCGUUUUAGAAGAAGAGGCGCCUCCCAUCCCUGCGAGAACAAUUGUUUCACAAGUAGAUGGGAGUGUGGCAUAGUUUUUCGUAAGAACAAAUCGCAGAGUAUUUAUACGUGCAAAUUUUUUAUAUCGAUCUUUGGUGUACAGCGUAAGAUAGCAAUAGUGAUUAAAGGUAUCCACGAAAUAUGAACGAACAGUACGUGGUACUAAAAUAUUACCAAAGACGGAGCGAAUAACAUAUCAGUUGGUCGAUAAAUUUUGCAAAUUCUUGAUUUCUAAUCAAUCAAAUCAAGUGGUAACAAUAUUGAUCAAUCUAUAAAAGCUAAUUAUUAUGUGUUUUUUUGCUAAGCCAACUGCCUAAACUUUAUUAAUAAAUUACAUAAAAGAG
Molecule: messenger RNA, 2274 nt
Organism: Xenia sp. Carnegie-2017
Lineage: Eukaryota; Metazoa; Cnidaria; Anthozoa; Malacalcyonacea; Xeniidae
Product: tyrosine-protein phosphatase non-receptor type 11-like
Exons: 19
Coding region: 157-1965 (602 amino acids)
Biological process (GO): protein dephosphorylation
Molecular function (GO): protein tyrosine phosphatase activity
Source: RefSeq, a predicted model, not a curated record